Molecule: messenger RNA, 2144 nt
Organism: Lontra canadensis (Northern American river otter)
Lineage: Eukaryota; Metazoa; Chordata; Mammalia; Carnivora; Mustelidae
Gene: WDFY2
Product: WD repeat and FYVE domain containing 2
Exons: 12
Coding region: 255-1448 (397 amino acids)
Molecular function (GO): metal ion binding; protein binding
Source: RefSeq, a predicted model, not a curated record
GCCCCCCAGCUCUCCGCCCCCUCCUCCGGUGCUGGCGCCGGCUUGCCUCCCAGGUCCUGGCGGUUUCGGUGCCCCAAGCCGGGAGCGCGGAGUCGUUCCCGGAGCGGCGGCCAGGCUAUGAUCGCGGGUCCCCGGCGUCCCGCUCCGGUCACUCAGAGUCCCUGUCUCCGCUUGUGCCCGUACCCGAGCGGUCUCCUCAGCCCGGCCCCGCGGCGCGGUUGUCGGCGGCGCCCCCGGCGCGCCCCCUCUUCCCGAUGGCGGCGGAGAUCCAGCCCAAGCCGCUGACCCGCAAGCCCAUCCUGCUGCAGCGGGUCGAGGGGUCCCAGGAGGUGGUGAAUAUGGCCGUGAUCGUGCCCAAGGAGGAGGGCGUCAUCAGCGUCUCGGAGGACAGGACUGUUCGUGUAUGGCUAAAGAGAGACAGUGGACAGUAUUGGCCAAGCAUAUAUCAAGUGAUGCCUGCUCCAUGUUCAUGCAUGUCUUUUAACCCGGAAACAAGAAGACUGUCCAUAGGUCUAGACAAUGGUACAAUCUCAGAGUUUAUUUUAUCAGAAGAUUAUAACAAGAUGACUCCUGUGAAAAACUAUCAAGCACAUCAGAGCAGAGUGACGAUGAUCCUGUUUGUCCUGGAGCUGGAGUGGGUGCUGAGCACGGGGCAGGACAAGCAGUUUGCCUGGCACUGCUCGGAGAGUGGGCAACGCCUGGGAGGUUACCGUACCAGUGCCGUGGCCUCGGGCCUGCAAUUUGAUGUUGAAACCCGGCAUGUGUUUAUUGGUGACCAAUCAGGCCAAGUAACCAUCCUCAAACUGGAGCAAGACAACUGCACCCUGGUCACAACAUUCAGAGGACACACAGGUGGGGUGACUGCUCUCUGUUGGGACCCUGUCCAGCGAGUGUUGUUCUCUGGCAGCUCAGAUCACUCUGUCAUCAUGUGGGACAUCGGUGGGAGAAAAGGAACGGCCAUCGAGCUCCAAGGACACAAUGACAAAGUCCAGGCCCUUUCCUAUGCGCAGCACACACGGCAGCUCAUCUCCUGUGGUGGUGAUGGUGGGAUCGUGGUCUGGAACAUGGACGUGGAGCGGCAGGAGACCCCUGAAUGGUUGGACAGCGAUUCCUGCCAAAAGUGUGAUCAGCCUUUCUUCUGGAACUUUAAGCAGAUGUGGGACAGUAAGAAGAUUGGCCUAAGACAGCACCACUGCCGCAAGUGUGGGAAGGCCGUCUGCGGCAAGUGCAGCUCCAAGCGCUCCUCCAUCCCUCUGAUGGGCUUCGAGUUUGAAGUGAGAGUCUGUGACAGCUGCCAUGAGGCCAUCACUGACGAAGAACGCGCACCCACGGCGACCUUCCACGACAGCAAACAUAACAUCGUGCAUGUGCAUUUUGAUGCCACCAGAGGAUGGUUACUGACUUCUGGAACUGACAAGGUUAUUAAGAUGGCAGCCUUAGGUCAGUAGCAGUCACCCAUAUGGAGUACAGACCAGACACUUGUGUCACUGAUAACCGUGGUACUCUUCAUAUCUUUGUGUUGGGUACCAUUUAUUUGCCUUGCUUUUUAAAUGAGUUUUUUUCAUGUACUGUCUUUUCGCAAAAGAAAAUCUUUAUCUGAAAAGUAUAAAAACUGUUAUUAACUGGACAGUGGGGAAGGUGCUAGCCCUCCGUCCGUGCCUGCCUACCUGCUGCCGUUCCUAACCAGGGCAAUGGACCCUUCCAUGCUGCACGCCGUCCGUCUGGGGCCCCUGUAGAACCUGGCUGCAGCAGGCAUGUUACUUCAUGGAUAUCUUUUUCUUUCUUUUUGAAAUGAGAUUCCCCAAGGGGUCAGGUUGAGAAUGUCAUGAGCCCAAAGCCGGAACAGAUUUCUCAAAUGCGAUUCCAGCAGAACCCUUCCGGCCUCUCCGUGCUCUCUGCCACUGGAGACAUUGACAUUGACUUCCUGACUGAGCAGGUGGACUGAGCAAGACUGCUUACAAUGUUAAGAUGCCUGUAUCCAGUUCUACGUUCCAAUGCUGCUGAUGUUGUGAAUGUUUUUAGACUCUGCUCACAUUCUCACUGUGUUCCCUCUAACUGAAAUAUGCCUGUGGCCAUUACCAAUGUAGAAGACUCUCAAUGCAAAGUUGCCUCCACGGUUUAAAAUAAAUCUCUGUGGAAACAUU